This is a messenger RNA of Thlaspi arvense, 1745 nucleotides long. Lineage: Eukaryota; Viridiplantae; Streptophyta; Magnoliopsida; Brassicales; Brassicaceae. The record is from the annotation of a GenBank genome assembly.
AAAUGGAAUCUCUACUGUGUCGGAGGAGGAUGAACAUAGCCAUGGUGCUAAUAAUAACGUUGACGUGGCUCGGUGGCACGUGCGGGCAGUUCGAGGAACAACUAUUCGAAGUUGGUAAGCUUGAGAUGUUCGUUGACGACCUCCCAGAUAUGCCUAGGCUCCGUGGCUUCCGCUCUGUUCAUGGCGUCCAUAAAUCCGUUUCUCUUCAAAUCGGCAUGUUCUUGACCAAAUGGAAAUUCCAUAGAGAUUUGCCUCCGACACCUGUGUUUGCAUACGGUACAUCGCGGAGCAGGGCAACAGUUCCUGGUCCAACGAUCGAAGCCGUUUAUGGAGUAGACACAUACGUGACGUGGCGAAAUCACCUCCCUUCGUCACACAUCCUCCCUUGGGACCCCACAAUCUCCCCCGCGACCCCUAAAAACGGUGGAAUUCCCGCGGUGGUUCACUUGCACGGCGGAAUCCACGAACCGUCCAGCGACGGAAACGCCGACGCAUGGUUCACCGCCGGUUUCAGAGAGACGGGACCGAAAUGGACCAAAACGACGGCGCAUUACGAGAACAAUCAACAGCCUGGUAACAUGUGGUACCACGACCACGCCAUGGGUUUGACGAGAGUCAACCUCCUCGCCGGUUUGUUAGGCGCAUACGUACUCCGCCACCACGCUGUCGAAUCUCCUCUCCGGCUACCCACCGGCGACGAAUUCGACCGGCCGUUGGUCGUUUUCGACCGGAGCUUCCGUACCGACGGUUCGAUUUACAUGAACGCCACCGGAAACAACCCGUCGAUUCACCCGCAAUGGCAACCGGAAUAUUUCGGCGAUGCGAUCAUCGUUAACGGAAAAGCUUGGCCGAGGUUAACCGUCCGUCGUCGGAAAUACAGAUUCCGCAUCAUAAACGCUAGCAACGCCAGAUUUUUCAGAUUCUUCUUCUCCAACGGUCUCGAUUUCUUCGUCGUUGGUUCCGAUUCGGCGUAUCUGUCGAAACCGGUGACGACGAAGUCAGUUCUCUUGUCUCCGUCGGAAAUCGUCGACGUCAUCGUUGAUUUCUCAAAAUCGCCGUCGCGUAUGCCGGUGCUCGCCAACGACGCGCCGUAUCCUUACCCGAGUGGUGACCCCGUCAACGAAGAAUCCAGCAAGGUCAUGAAAUUCAUCAUCAACGAUGAGUCUGUGACUGACACGUGGACUAUUCCGAAGAAGCUCAUUGAUUAUCCGUCUGCUGACGUGUCAAACGCCGUCCUCACGCGUUACAUCUCCAUGUACGAAUACGUUAGUGACUCGGACGAGCCAACUCACUUGUAUGUUAACGGCUUGCCCUACGAUGCUCCCGUGACGGAAACUCCAAAAUCAGGAACCACCGAGGUGUGGGAAGUGAUUAAUUUGACGGAGGAUAACCAUCCGUUACACAUCCACCUGGGACUGUUCAAAGUGGUGGAGCAAACGGCGUUACUAACAGCGGGAUUGGAGGAGUUCAAGGAGUGUAUGACGGAACACAAUGACGCCGUGAAGUGCCAGAUCAGCAAAUACGCACGUGGAAAAAAGACGGCGGUGACGGCGCACGAGAGGGGUUGGAAGAACGUGUUCAAGAUGAUGCCGGGACAUGUUACGAGGAUACUGGUUCGGUUUUCUUAUAUCCACACCAACGCAUCUUACCCGUUUGACCCGACCCAAGAACCCGGCUACGUCUACCAUUGUCACAUAUUGGACCAUGAGGAUAAUAUGAUGAUGAGGCCGCUCAAGAUCAUCAAG